Molecule: messenger RNA, 4674 nt
Organism: Blastomyces gilchristii SLH14081
Lineage: Eukaryota; Fungi; Ascomycota; Eurotiomycetes; Onygenales; Ajellomycetaceae
Exons: 1
Coding region: 149-1630 (493 amino acids)
Source: RefSeq, a predicted model, not a curated record
AUUUCUUCUGCUCCCUCUAUUCUAUCUUCCUUCACUUGGUUCUAAGGGGACGAGGCAUGAAGAAAAGGAGCAAAAUGGGUGGGGCUAGUUGACUCUCUAGUGAUUUCAUGUCUCCAGAAACCAUGUUCAAAAUCAACUUCCAGAAAACAUGGGUGACGAUGAUCUGACUCCGAUACGGGUCAGGGGCAAGAGACAUAAAAUACCAGUCUCUCAGGACAAAGAGACGGCGCGAAGAAGACAAAAGCGUCGUGGUAAGUAUCCGCAGGGCCGUGUCCCCGUUAAACCCAGCAAGCGGAAGGUUCAGGAAAAUAUCCCGCCCCGCGAUGGCAAGAGAAUAAAGUCCGAGGGCACCAAGAUCAGCCGCCUCGAAGCUCUGCCAGCGGAAUUGAUUGAGAAAAUCUUCCUCGAUUCACUGGAGCCUAAUCUAGCCUGGGCAUCGCCGCGUUUUGGGGCCAUACUGUCCAGGAAGCGCAUCUACAAAAUCUUAACUUUCCUCGCCUUCUUCAACGACCAUGAACCUCCAGAGCUGCCUCCAGACGACAACGUCGCCUCUUUCAUCUCAAACAUUCUCCGGCCUCUGAAAUACGUACCUCUGGAUGUUGAUACGCAAAAGUCGCUUCAGCAUGAUGUCCUCGGCUGUCGAUGGUUCACUUUACCUCUUCUCAAGGAAUGCCAACGUGAUAUGUUUUACGCGGCGAUGCAGAAACGAAUUUUUGGUCCCAGUGCACCAACUGUGGCAUUCGAUCCCGCAUCGAGAGAUGUUUUGAAUCAACGCCUUGGUGAGGAGGACCCCGGGCAAUGGAACAUGAUUUUACCAGGAACUAUCCGGCGUGAUGACCUUUGUGCUUUGUAUAUUUGCCCUUCAACAGUUUCGUUUAUGGAGCCGUCGGGGGUUGCUCACUUCUUACCAAUGGUCAUUUGGACAAUCCCUGACAAAUUUUUUGAACGGCGGCCGUGGACUGACGAAAAAUUCCAACUUCUACAUCACCUGCUCAUGUUUACUCCUUAUGGCCUGGUAUUAGAUGUCCCUGCAGAGAUUUACCCCAGUCUCUCUUCGUUCGAUAUUCCACGGGAAAGAAUACAAGAUUGCAUUCAUCAUGCCAUCAUGGAGGAAAACGUUUGGAUUCUGUCUGAGCUAUUGGCAUGGGAUGAAAGGGCUUAUAAUUGCGCUAUUAACGGCGUGGACAUGCCCGAGUAUGAGAUACGCGGUGAACAUUUCAUAACCGCUGUAAAGCGAUCCGAAGGCCCGGGUCUUCUGCAGGUUUUACUACGUGGAGGUGCGGAAUCGAUACCGCAUGACGACCCGGAAAUUACGGAAUGGGCAUUGAGACAAAAAAAUGGUGAAUUUGGUGAAUUUGGUGAAUGGCUCCUGAGCUAUCUCGUUGAAGUGCCACCUCGAAGGCAGGGUCUGUUCUCGCUCUUUGAGGGCGGCUGGGCUUUGCGUUACCGCCGUGGGCGUGAUUUUCCCGAUGAUCCACAAUGUUACGUUUGGUGGGAGGGAUUUGAAAAAUAUGUCAAAGAUCAACUGCCCAAGGGUAGACACUCACGUAGCCUUUUGCACUCCUUUUUAAUGACGCCUGACUGGUCACAGUUGAGCAUGAUUAAACAGAAAAAAGCCGAACAUGGGUAGUAUAUAGACUAUUAUCAUCGUCCCCAUCUUUCAUACAUACUAGAUCUUCUCCUUUUUAUAAAAGUAAUCGGUGGGUGUUGUGAUGAGGAAAUACUCUUCAGUUCUAUUUCUAACCCCGCCCCACCCUUAUCCCUGACAUGGACAACUCUAGAGCCAAUGCAGAUUCUCUUCGGAGCAGUUCAGAGCAACGAUCCUCGAAACAUGUCCGGGAUAUGCACCUUCAACUAACAAAAGGCAAAUUAUAUACCUGCCUGCAUCUUUGCCAAUCGCGGCACGCAUUUUUCGAAACUUACUUUCACGGCGAAAAGCGAGAAAGAGAUAGAAACAGAAAUACUAAUCUAAACUCCCUCUAUUGGAAUUAUAUAUCCAAAAGAUAGAAAAUCUGCUUUUCUUUUUUGCCUUGUUAUUUUAUUUUUAUUCAUUUAUAUUUUCUUAUACUCUGUAUACGCCCGCCCACCUGUUCUCCAGAACUUAAAACGAGCCAUUCGUUCUCGCACAGUUACCCAGCUAAAGAGGCAGAACAAAAAACCGUCAUCAGCAACAAAUAGUAAAUGUUCCUUCAGCCGUACUUUGUCCAUACCCAGGAGCCUGGCUCCUCGACGCAGCCACGUAGUUAGUUACUGUACAUUAAAGGGCACUUUUCAACAGAGCCAAUGACACUGACGCGCUGAAAAUUUCUGCAACACUGAUCGAGUAUCGAUCCACGGUGAAGAGGCUCGGAGGAAUUUGGAGGCGUUGCUGAGCAAUGACCAUAUGUACUGCAGAGUAUUUCAGAUGUACCCAUCCGUGGUUCGUAGUUCAGUUGCUGCAGCAGGCCAAUCAAUGAGGUACAUGUACUGCUUUUGCUAUUGUAUAACUGUAUACAAGCUGGCUAGCUAGAGAGUUUUAUUUUCAUCCCAAUUCGUUACAACCAUAUCCUUCGUGAUGUUAAGAGAGCAAGGAAAUCAUAUAUGACGCGAGCUUCAGAUGGGCGAUAUUGGCACUGAUGGCCCCAGGGUUUUGAUAAAGGAAAUCUUUUUUAUUCCACAAGCUCGUAAAACUUCUUCUUCAAGGGCAUGAGAGAUGAAUAGUAUGAACCCAGCAGUCGUCACGGCUAGUCAAAAAGCGAAUCAAAAUAGCUAGCCUGUCGGUUACAUUUCAAGCUGGAAACGGGAAGGAGAUAACUAGUUAUGUCAUCAUUAUCAUCAUAAUAGAAGCAAGAGAUGAUCAAAGUCAAAAGAGCAAAUUUCAACAGCAAAAAAUAUAUAAAUAUAAAUAUAAAAAUGAAAAAAUGAAAAAUAUAAAAAAUAUAGAAUGAAAAUGAAAAAAUAACCACCCUUGACUGCCCACAUCAACUGUACUUUCAUCAUAAAAUUUUCAGCUUUCAAAGAUUUCCCUCUCCCUCUCCCUCUGUUCAUACUUCACCAAGAGAGCCUUGAUACUUUGAUCCGUAGCCGGAACCUCCCCCUUGCGAUCCGUAAACAAAAUCCUCAAGAACGGAUCAUCAUCCUUCCGAUCUGCCAUUCUAGCAGCAGCCCGGUAAUGCGUCUGUCGAACCGGCCACGGGAACGGAUACCCAUAGUUCUUGGCGCGGAUGUGCAUGCCGAGCAUGUACUUGAAGGUCUCUAGGUCACGGUCGUCAAUUACCUGCCGUAACACGGCCUUGGAUCGAUCGCGCCGUUCGUUUUCGUCGAUGUAUGCUUCUGUGGAUAGAAGGGUUAGGAAUUCUAGUUUUUCGGGUGUCCAGGGUGGGCAGAGGAGGCGGUCGGGUAUCCGGCAGGGCUCACGGGUGCUACAGGAGGGGAGGCGGAAGACAUCUGUCUCUUGGAAGAUGGGGCUUCGUUCACGGAUUUGGACGGAGCCGGAGUUGAACCAGAUUGCUAUUUUGCGCGAGGCACUGUGCGUGCUGGCAGCUGAAGCGCCCAGAAUAAUGCUCAUGUUCGUGGUGUUGGGAGCGGGCGUGGGCGUGAUGGGAAUGAAUGUAGAAGUCGAGGGGUUAUUUUCUGGCUGUAUAUUUGGUGGUUGGGAUAUCCGAGCCUCGACGGUGAGAUCACCGCUGCCCCGGCUCCCAGGGGGCCGAGGGUCGAAGCGGUCCAUGGAUUCCCAGUAUGGCUUGAGAUUUUCCAAUUUCUGGCAAUCGGCGCAAGAUAUUCUGAGAUAUUUGCAUUUUUCACGUAUAACAUGUUCCACAUGCUCGCGCUGGCAUUUGCGCAUGAGAGGUAAAGUGCACCAUCGGCACUUGAGGAUUUCAGUUUGAAGGGAAGCCCGUUGCGAAGCUGAGAGGGAAAAGUAGUCAAGGGGGAGGUAAGGCUUUGUGAAGAAGCCAGUUCGGGCCGACUCAUUGUUGCUGCUGAAGGCUAGGCGGAUGAGCCAGGUAUGAAUGACAUCGUUGGACAAGGCAAGGGCGAUGGGGAGAGAUGCGCGAGGGAGAUUAAUUUCUAGACAUUCGAAGAAUAUUUUCUGGAUCAGUUCGAUCGGGAGCCGUUCCAAUGGUGUCCUUCGUAGAGAGUGAUGCCAUUGUUGAUGUUGCCGCGGGCUAUCCAUACUGGGCCGGGGCAUGCCUAGGGCCCCCAUUGACGGAUUCAUUAAGCCUGGUCGUGUAUCUGGAGCCUGGCUCUGGCAAGCAUGUACAUGUAUGUACCUUCCGACGGCGUGGAUGGGAGCUCGUCUCGAGACAUCCACAAAGACUCCGCUUGAACAGCUUUCACCCUUUGGUAUCCAGGUGGUUGAAUUGGGGUGAACUAAAUAUGAAUAACUGUCUCAGUGCAACUGUUUCCGGCCGUCAAGUCUAUGCGCUGCGGAGGAGGAGCCGAUAGAUGCAAAAGAGUCUGACAGAAGGAGGAGCAGCGAGUUUUGAACACUGUGUGUAUAUAUUUGGACGUGUGAAGCGAGGUUUUCGAAUUUUCGUCUGCGCAGUAGAAGGAGCCCAGAGCGUUCAAAGCGGAUCGGACUUCGUCAACAUCCAGAUCCUAGUCUGUUUAUCAUGUGUAGCGUUAUUAUUGAAGUAACCGGGCUUCUUGUCCAAUUUUUUUUUUUUGUAUUUUUCUUUUGCCUUUAUUGCUUAU